CUAAAAGCCACUUUAUUCUGUGGCUAAAAUAGAGACGAAAAUAGUAUCAUCAUCCCUUUGACUUAAAAAUAAAGUAGACAUAUUCGAUACAUUGACCUAGAAUCAACCAAUCAGAAGAGUGAAUUUUACUAAUAGUAGGUGAGAAACAGCGAAUAGGUUAUUUGUGUUCAUUCAUAAUUUUCAAUAAAUGUCAAGUGUAAAGUUAAUAAUAGAAGGUAUGGUAUUCACCACCCCCAGGUACUAUUAUUAUUCAUUAUUAGCUAUAUACUAAAAGAUGAGAAUGUAAAAUGACCAAAUAAAUAGUUAACUUAUCGAAUGUAUUCAAGGUCAAACAAAGUACUUCAGCCAUUUGAAAUACACAAUUCUGGAUUGAUAUCUUUAAAUGUUCUAUGUUGUGUAGCAUGAAUACCGCUGGGUCGUUGAAUCCCAUAAUUCCAAAUCAAAAUGAUAUUCAUACGAACUUAUUGUAUAGAAGGGAUUUACUUGACUAUAUAUUAAAUUAUAUGAAUAGUAACCGGAUGGAUGUUAUAUGCUCAAACUCAUUUAUAAUGGAUUCUUUGUUAAAUUUCAAUUCACAAUUAAAUCAUAACACUGUAUUACAUAAUAAUCAGUUCUACUCAACUUUGAUCCCUUAUUUAUUUCCUGUGGAUUUAAAUUUUAAUUCAUUGCAGCAGCAACAACAUCAAAAUCAUCAGAUACAAAAUUGUACUAAUAAUUGGUUGGUGGGUAAUGAUCAUAUCAAUAAUAACGGUAAUAAUACUUCGGAUCCAACAUUAAUGUACCUUGCAGUAGCUACCCAAUGUAUUCUACGCUAUUUCUUAACAACACAUAAUUAUCAACAAACUUUAUAUCUCAAUUCAUUUCUUCAUUCCAAUUAUUCAUCAACAUCAGCUACAUAUAAUAAUACAAGUAGUCAGAAUGAUGAUAUCUUCUUUGAAUCACCUAAGAAUACAUUAGAAUCCAAUUCCAGAUUAUUAAUUCAUAAAUACUUAGAAAUAGAUCAUUGUAAUACAAUUAAAAUAAAUGAGAAUUCAUCAAUUACACCACGUAUAAAACGUUAUAAAUGUACAUAUCCUAAUUGUACAAAAGCAUAUUAUAAACGUUCUCAUUUAAAUGAACAUUAUCAUUUACAUACUGGUGCUAAACCACAUUUAUGUAAUCAACCUGGUUGUAAUGCACGUUUUACACGUGCUGAUCAAUUAUCACGUCAUAGACGUGCACAUACUGGUGAACGUAAUUUUCAUUGUAAUGUUUGUUUAAAACGUUUUAAACGUAGUGAUCAUUUAAAAGUACAUUUAACUAGAAAUGUAUGUACAAAAUUUAAUUUAUAAACUGUUUUUUUCUAUAUAUUUCAAAAAAAAUAAGUACCUAUUAAUGUUUUCUUUUUAUCUCUCUCCCUCUCUCUUGAAGUCACUAACUUCUAGCCUAAGCCAUGUUAGU
Messenger RNA from Schistosoma rodhaini, 1440 nucleotides. Lineage: Eukaryota; Metazoa; Platyhelminthes; Trematoda; Strigeidida; Schistosomatidae. The record is from the annotation of a GenBank genome assembly.